GAAAUCAUCGGGCAUCUAUAUAUUAAUGGUCAAGAGCUGAAAAAUUCAUCAGUUUACAGCCAGUGUAGGUGAGUGAACGACCAACAUUCAACAUGGAGGCCCCGACGUUUAUAGUAACGACUGUAAACAAGAUAUUUUCUAAUUCGCGCACAUGUGUAUUACCCUCCUUUGAUUCUAAACAAAAUUUAGCUGGUCCAAGUUCCUUGCAGUCCAGGUCUCGUAUGAAUAUACUACGUCCUUCCGACUCUCAUCAGUUUUGUAUCCCUAGCCUGACGGUGAGCACUACCAGCGUGUGCGAUAUCCCGAAGGCGAAUAGUUUUAACGACAUCGAAAGGUCCAACAGCGGGUCUCAACUCCGUGUCCCGAAUCGUUACCUGAGGAGCAGGCCGUCGGUGACCUCGGAGAAUGUCAUAACUGGGUUGGUACCCCGUGACAACGGCAAUGGAUGGAUCCGUCGAGAAACGAAGCCAUUGGGAAUGCGUCCAUCGAAAUCUUUCUCCGCAAGCUCCCAAAACAGGCCAAAAGUCAGGAAACUGACCGUGAAGGAGAUCGAGCGACUAGCACUGUACGAACGGGUUGGUGACACUUACGGACACAUCGUCGGAAAGAACGUUGGUGUGUUCCUCACACCCUAUGGGUUCCCGGUGCUACAAAACAGACCAAGCGACUUUAUUUGCGAGUCCAUCUUUCAUUCUGCAAGAAAUAACAGCAGGUUGUUAAGCAAGAUUCCAGAUGGCCAACUCGGUAGCCACAAACUGUCGUCAACACCAGAGAACGAAGGUCACGGGGAUACACCAGCCAUCGAGGUGGACAUUACAUAUGACGAAAUGCAAAUGAUUUCGCUGGCUGCUUUGAGGGUGAUAGGAGUCGGAGAGAAUAAGAGGGUCACCAUCAGAGCAGACAUUGCCUCCCAUGUAAGGAGAAAGAGGGUUAUCGAACUUGUGUCGAAGAAUGGUCACUACCAAUGCAACAAAAAUGUGGCGUUCUUUCGAGCGCAGGAAUCACAUUUAAACCUUAGCCAGAUCAAGCUAACAGCUUACACUCGGAACAGACGAUUCGGUCGGCGAUCUCUUCUGGGAUCGACAACGAUCUCCCUGCGCGACUUGACCAGUGGUAGGAACACCUACACGCGUCCUCUACAUCCAACUCCACCUCGUAUGGAUCGUGGCAGACUGCGAUUUGUGUUAUGUUACCACAAACAACGACGUCGCCUUUUAGUCACAGUAGUUCGGGCAACAAACUUACCAAGCAAGGUGUUACCCCCAGAUACUUACGUGUCUGUUGAACUACAUGGUAGUGACGGCAAUGUACUAGCAAAAGCGCGCACCAAGCCAAAAUACUUCUCCAACAACCCAGUUUACAAAGAAGUAUUCAGCUUCGAGCUUCCCUCGUGUCCUGUGGAAGACUGGGACAUCAGGGAUAUAAAACACCCUUUGGAUGUUGUCACAUUGACCGUCACCGUCCAUCGGAAGAAUCCGUUCGUUGCAGAUGACGUAAUUGGUUGCGUCACAUUGAGAUCGGAAAUGCGGACCAAUGGUUAUUCACAUUUGUGGAAGUGCCAGGCGUCUCCGUACCAACCGAUCACCGAAUGGCAUGAUUUGAAAUCACCUAAUUAUUCUUGAAUUUUUACUGAAAAAGGAACUGAAGUCGAUGUAGAUUUAACCUCCAGUACAUCUUGUCACAUAGGCCUGUUGUAGUUUAUGUUGUUAUCUCGGUUUUUAUGGCGUGUACCAUUCAGAUAUUAAUAUUUAUGCCGAUGUGCACCGAGAUAAUCUAGAUGCAUAGACCCUUUUAUUGAAAAUAAUCAGAAAUAUAUUUUUAUAUUUGUAGAAAAAUGAAAAUGUACAAUCGAUCUUUGUUGUAUGUUAAUGAAUGCUUGGAAGUAUAAUGUGAAUAUUUAUUUUUGUGAAAAUAUUAUGAUAUGAAUGUUGUAUAUAGUAGUAACACUUGUUCAUACAUGUAAGUGUAUCAUAAUUAUGCUAUAAACCGUUGCAUCUUGUGUACUGGUCCGUGUAAAUGAGAAUUCUGGGUAAUAAACUGUUGUUGUUCGAAUGUUCGAAUGGGCUGUGGUAUUAAAAUUAGCCCCAAAUGUAUGCAGUC
Molecule: messenger RNA, 2100 nt
Organism: Lytechinus variegatus (green sea urchin)
Lineage: Eukaryota; Metazoa; Echinodermata; Echinoidea; Temnopleuroida; Toxopneustidae
Exons: 4
Coding region: 93-1622 (509 amino acids)
Biological process (GO): regulation of dopamine secretion; cellular response to calcium ion; regulation of calcium ion-dependent exocytosis
Molecular function (GO): SNARE binding; calcium ion binding; phosphatidylserine binding
Source: RefSeq, a predicted model, not a curated record